UACUGUUCACAAUUCAAAUGAGUAGGUGUUUUAAAAAGACAGAAAAUUGUGAUAUUUCACAUGCAGGAUUAUUUCUUAGCUGAAAUUCGAUGUAAACAAAAUUCACCAUGCCUUUCAAGUCUCUGUUUAAAUGUUGCACAGACAAUUUGAAAGGUACCUGGAAUAUUGGUAAUGACUCGUUAAACACUUCGCAACACAACCUGGUCUCACAGAUCCCAGGCAUCGAUGGCUUUGAUCCUAAUACUGAGAAUGUGUAUGAUAACCACACUUCUAUGUUUAGGACAGUCGCCAAUGACGACAUGCCUGAUUUUGCCAAUCUGGAUCACCUGACCUCCAGCCCAAGGCGAACUGUACAAAAUGAGUAUUGCAGACCAAAACUUGGAACGAAGAAAGAAGCAAGUGAGCCAGAUGAUACUAGGAGAUUAAAAAGUUCAAAGAGGGGAAGUUUGAAAAGGCUUUUGUUUAGAGAGUCUGCAAUAGAGUGGAGUCCAAAUGACAAAGUUCAGAGUGAGGUAAUACAUCAUUUUGGGAGAGGAGAAGUUGCAGGACUAGAUGAUAGCUAUGUAGGUGAUGAUGCAUGUACAAAAGAUGAUUGUAGCGUUUACCAAUGUGUUGAAUUAAAAUCUUGCUGCAAAUUAAGCUGUAAAUAUGCUGUCAAUAUGGUGCGAGAAAGGCCUCAAGCCUCAGGAAUAAAUCAAGACAUUGAAUCUGAAAUACCAUCAGAACCAAAUGAGGGAACUUGCAAAAAGAAGAAAAAGAAGAGAUGUUCAAGUCAAGGCAAGAAAAAGUCUUUGAAAUUUUCACUCAAGAAGACUAAAAGUGAUAGUGGGUUACCAACUUCUACACCAGAUUGUUCAUUUAGAUAUUUCCAAGAUGAGCAUGAUAAUAAUUAUGAUGAAGUUGAUCAAUACAAAGAGAAUGACCUAGAAUAUGAUUCUGAGGGACAUAACUGUGAUGAUCAUAUCUAUGAAGAUGUUGUUGUACAUUUUGUUAGAAUUAAGGAUUCAAAACCUCACUUGAAUACAGAUCUUCCUGUUGGAAUAAUUGCAAAAGGUGAUCAAAGUAAUUCUAACUCUGAACAAAGUCAUUAUGCUACCUAUAAUAGUUAUGAAACACAUACUGAAGAUAUUGAUUUACUAGCUGAGGCUUCUGGUGUUAAUGACAAAGAUAAUGGACAUUUAAAUCAAAAUACUGUUUUGGUUGAAAAUGAAUUACAGGAUUGCUUGGAUGAAGAAGAAAAUAAAGUUGACCCAGCAGAGAAAAUGGUACAAAAUAAUUCUCUUGCAGAUACUGCACCAUUUGAUAGUAUGAAUAAAGACAAAAAUACUUUCAAAAGAAAAAUUGAUUUUGAUGACAUUGUCAAUGUUGCUUGUAUUGAAUCUGAAUUAGUAGAUGAUUUGAAUAAUAGAGAUGAAACUACUGCACAAAACAAUAUUCACUCUUUGAAAGAAACAAAUUCAGAUAAAACUACUUCACAAAGCAAUAUUGGCUCUCUAAAUGGAAUAAAUUUAAGUUCAAACGAAACUUCUUCACAAAGCAAUAUUGACUCCUUAAAAGAAACAUGCUCAAAUGAAAUUACUUCACAAAACAAUAAUGACACUCAGGAAGACACAAAUUUAAGUUCAAAUGAAAUUACUUCACAAAACAAUAUUGACAUUCAUAAAGACAAAAAUUCAGGUUCAAAUGAAACUACUUCACAGAACAAAAUUGACUCUUUAAAAGAAACCUGUUUAAAUGAAAUUGCUUCACAAAACAAUAUUGAUGCUCUGAAAGAAAUAUAUUUAAGUUUAAAUGAAACUACUUCACAAAGUUAUAUUGAAUCUCCAAAAUUUAAUGAAACAUAUUCAAGUUCAAAUGAAGCUGCUUCACAAAACAAUAUUGACUCCUUAAAAGAAACAUGCCCAAAUGAAAUUACUUCACAAAACAACAUUGAUGCUCUAAAAGAAACAUAUCCAAGCUCAGAUGAAAUUUCAGGAAGCAAUAUUGAAUCUCUGAAGGAUACAAAUUCAAAUGAAAAUGUUGAAGAAAGAGAGAUUUCUAAUGACACUAGUAUUAAAAGUGGCUACACUACAAAUCUGUCAGUGCUUAAUAAGAAACCAGACAAGUCAAUGAUACCCAAAAGGAGUGCCAGCAUGUACGUUCCUAGACAAAGAAGUACCACCAGUGCAUUUUGGAGAAGAAAUAUCAGAAAGAGGACCAAAAGUCUUAUUGAAAUUGACAUAGAUUUUAGUGACAUCGAGGAAGAAGCUGAAACAUUUAUGUCAGACACAGAAGUAGAAAAUGAAGUAUUUAAAGUAGAUACAGAAAAAGGAAUUCAUAAGACAGAUUUAGAACAAGAAAUGUUCAAGUCAGAUACAGAAAAAGAUACAUGUUAUUCGGGUAUAGAUGAAGAAACCUUUAAGUCAACCACAGAAAAAGAAACAUUAAAACAAACUAUAACAAUAGAAACAUAUAAGUCAGAUUCCGGAACAGAAUCUUUAAAUAUAGAUAUAGAAAAGGAAGAAUUGACAUUAGAAAAAGAAACUGUAAAGACAGAUGAAGAAGAAGGAAGACAGAAGUCAUAUAGAAAUAAAAUGCCAUUAAGUAAAGAUAAUAAUGUUGAUUCUGUAAAAGCAAAUAUUGAUUCAGUUUGUCUUUCAAACAUUGAAUCUGCAGAUGGGAUUAAUAAUGGAAAUGAUAACAAUCAACAGAGCACAAAUGAAAAUAAUUUAGAUCUACAUAUUUCCCUAGAGUCAAACAAAUAUGCUGUAAGUAAUGGGAGGCAUAUACCAGUAAUGCUAAAUAAGAAACCAGAUAAAUCUUUGAUUCCUAAAAGGAGUGCCAGUAUGUAUACUCCAAGACGGAGAAGUAUAGCAAGUGCAAAUUGGCGGAGAAUUUCAUCAAAAAGAAGUAUUAGUCUUUAUGACAAUGCCUUAGAUAUAGAUAUUGAUUUUAAUGAGAUAGAUAUACAAAAAGAAAUUUUGAAGUCAGACAUUGACAUAGAAAAUGCUAAAUCUGUAAUAGACAAAGAAACUGCCUUGUUGGAUACAAGAAAACAAACUGUGAAGUUGGAUACAGAAAAAGAAGGUUUUGACUCAAAUAUACAAAAAGAAUCAGAUACAGAAGACGAAAUGUUUGAAUUAGAUAGAAAUAAUCAGACAAAACUUGAAAAUGACAUAUUAAGUAAGAAUAAUAUUGUUGACACUGAAUCAUUUGAUCCAGUAAAUGAUCAGGAAAACGCUGCUGACAUCUGCUUAGACAUCACUGAUGAUGAUACAGAAAGUGAUGUAGCUGUCAAUUUAGAUGAGGUAGAUAUGGAAGUAGAUUUAGAUGAACAUUGUGGUUUGGAAUCAAUGUACAGUGAAGUUAUACAGGAGAAUGAGUUUGACGAUUUUAUUGAUGAAUUUGAUAGGAAGUUAUCCUGGCUUUAUAGGACACAGGGCACAGCAGAUACUCGUAUCCGAUUACGUAGGAACAAGUCAUUGUCCCCACACCCUGACCGACCCAAGUCAGAAAUCGGUGUCCGAUGGGCAGACGGUGACUCAGGAGAUUAUGACAUCACGGAAACAACUGUAAAAUUACGCAAUAAAAGUGCUAGAGACAGGCCGCGGCCUAAAUCUGAUCUGGAGGAUAAUAUUCACCUAUUUGAUGAGCUUUUUGAGGAAGUUUUAGAAGAUUUUGAAACAGAUGGCAGCUCAUUUUUGUCAGAGAGAAUGAAGGCCUUUGGUAGCGAGAUUAAUUUACAGCCAUAUUGCUCGUUACGAAGUCUAUAUGAGAUGAAGCGAAAUGACCUUGACAGACAGAAAAACAGACGGAUGUCAACUCCACACCCCAUCAAGUCACGCCUUCAGAGGGCUCCACAAAAAUUGCAUAAACAGCAGCCACUUGUGCGAUCCAGCAGUAUGCCAGAAAGUCUCGAAAAAAUCCACAAACGUAGAAAAAUGCAUCAUCUUCUAGAUUUCCAUUUAGACACCCUAUCUCGCCACAUAGACAUUGACACCCUCUCAGACGAGUCUGACCUCUCGUUUGACCAGGCUAGCUUACAGGAGAGAAGUAUCAGUGUCCAGUCAUCUAGUAGUCAACUUACUGCCAUGGAUGAGGACGAGGAUAACUUGACGUAUGCUGAGGCAUUAUGGGAUCAUAUUACGAUGGACCCCGAGGAGCUGGGCUUCCGGGCGCAAGACGUAAUAGAAGUUCUCGACAUGGCAGACAAAGACUGGUGGUUUGGUGUCAUAGAUGACAGAGAGGGUUGGUUCCCUGCAACCUUUGUCAGGAUUAGGGUAAAUCAGGACGAACUAGACGAUGACCUUGACCUCGAUACAACCAUACAAGAUAACUUGACGACCAGUCCGAAGUUACGACGUAUCAGUAUGUUCAACAAGAACCAGGCCAGAAGUAACGUCGUCAAUGAGAUUAUAAAUGCAGAAAAAGAAUAUGUUAAACACCUGAAAGAUGUCGUUGAGGGUUAUAUUCAACAUGCCAGAAAGAGAACAGAAAUGUUCCCGGAGGAAAGAAUUGCACUGAUUUUUGGCAACUUAGAAAAGAUAUACAGUUUUGCUCAGAAGUUUGUCUCCCAGUUAGAGAUGUGCAUAGAUGUUUGUCCACAUUUAAGUGAGAUAGGUCAAUGCUUUCUAGAUAAUGAACGAGGGUUUGAGAUCUACUCUGAUUACUGCAACAAUCAUCCGUCCGCUUGUGAAGAACUUGACGAACUCUGUAAAGAUUCCAAAUAUAAACAUUUUUUCGAGGCUUGUCGACUGUUACAAGAGCUCGUAGAGAUUCCACUAGAAGGUUUCCUACUUACUCCAGUACAGAAGAUUUGUAAAUACCCAUUACAACUAGCCGAACUUCUUAAGUACACUCCACCAGAUCACGCCGAUUAUCAGAUGGUUAAAGAUGCCCUGGCGGCCAUGAGAAAGAUUGCCACGUUAAUCAAUGAACGAAAGAGAAAAAUGGAGAGUAUAGAGAAAAUUGCAGUCUGGCAGCAUUCGGUGGUCGACUGGGAGGGACCAGACUUGUUAGAGGGUAGUUCUGAGUUGAUAUUUUCCGGAGAACUUAAUAAGAUCAACACUGCAGGCUGGUCACAAGAACGAUUUUUCUUCCUAUUUGACCAUCAAGUUGUCUACUGUAAAAAGGAAUUGCUCAAGCGUCAUGUAUUUAGUUAUAAAGGAAGAAUAGAUCUAGAUCACUGUGAUAUUAUAGAUAUACCAGAUGGGAAAGAUAGUCAAUAUAACGUGACGGUGAAACAUGCAUGGAAGUUUCACGAGACUCUAAAAGAUAAAUGGUACCUCAUUUACGCAAAAUCCGAGGCGGUAAAACAGUCGUGGCUGAAGGCAAUCAGAGACGAGAGACAAAGGGUGCUCCAGGACCAAGAAAAUGAUUUUUGUGUACCAGACCAUUGGAAACAGACUGUAUUAAACAAAGUUCGCUCUCAGUCACAUUUGAAAGAUAAACAAUCAGGGGGCCGUAUGUCACAUGGACAGUUAUUGAUGCAAAAAGAUUUGAAAGACUUUACGUAUUCUACUCUACCACGUCAUAGAACCUCACAAAAACAUGAUAAAAAGAAAGGAUGGUUUAAAUUUGGAGGAGGGAAAAAAUCUAAAAGAUGAAAUAUUUAAUUCUCCUAGAUACUAAUACUCUUCUCAAAAUAUUGCAUACGGUUAAAAAUGAGGCAAUAAGUAUUUUGCCUACUAAAGGAGGAAAGAAAUUUUGUGACAGAAAUUUGAACACCAUCAGUAAGACAGGAAUUUGUGCACCAGCUGUAGGACAGAAAUUUGAGCACCAACUGUAAGACAGGAAUUUGUGCACCAGCUGUAGGACAGAAAUUUGUGCACCAACUGUAAGACAGAAAUUUGUGCACCAGCUGUAAGGCAGAAAUUUGUGCACCAGCUAUAGGCACCAGAAAGUGUUCUAUUUGUUUCAUGUCUUCGGAAAGAUCUUUUGUGAUUAAAACUACCAUUAUCACUGGUGAGGACGGGUUUUAUAUGUAAAGCUACAUCUAUGGUUUAACCGUUUUAAUAAGGGAAAACUAUCACGGAAUGAUGAAAUAUAGUUGAAAACUGAGUGUAAUGUUACUUGAUAUUACCUGGACAGAAAAUAAUGUGUUAAAUUUAAUGAACUUACUUUGCUCUACAAACACUUCUAUGGAAUAGAAUAAUUUUGUCUUAAAAGACAUUUAUUGGAUUUGUGCAAUAAGAUGUACCCUGCAUGGUUUUUACAUGUGUAACAUGAAAAAUACGUGCUUGUGUUUUAAAUAUGAUAACUGCAUAAUUGAUAAUAAAAUAACAUUGACAGUAUUUUAUGAUAUAAUUCAUGUUAUAAUUUGACAGUUUUUUUUUAAAAAUAUUUGUAUUGCUUUUAUUAUUCAUAGAAAAAUGAAUCUUUUUUAUUAUAAUGUACAUGUGUAAUGUACAUGUACAUGUAAAAUGUGUAUUGAAGUGAAAUGAUGUACUAAAUUUAAUUGGAUUCUAGUUCUUAUCUUUUCUUUCAGACAUGAUUUCUAUGUUAUUCAAAAGUGACAUCAAUUAAUUGUGAUGUCAUUUAAAUGGUUCAACAAUUAAUGGCCUAAUAUUAGUAGAUUCAGAAUUAUGAACUAUGAUAAUUAUCACCAUCAUUAUAUUUAAAUUUGACCAAACAAUUGUUUAUUUUUAAUCAAUAUCAUAAAUGUCAAUGGCUUGAACUAUUCUUUUGCUUAUGUAUUGAAUACAUAAUUCAAAAUUUGUUUAAAAUGCCUUAACUGAAUAUGACGGGUUUUGCAUUUUUUUAAAUUUUUGUUUUUGUUUUUUUCUGACAUUUUUAUAUUUCAUAAAAUUUUUACAUAUAGAUAGAAUGGCCUAAAAUGAUAAAUCAAUGUUUAAUAUAGAUAGGUAAACUGGUAAACAUAUACAGGUCAAUACUUAUAUACACUGCCAAACCUGUUCCACAAUUCAUGAUAUUUGCUAUUUUAUAAUCACUAUCAGCAUAAAUAUAUAUUUUUGUUUUGUAUUUAGAUAUAGAAUAAACUGCUGUACAACUGCUUAUGAUGAUAUAUAGAUCUUAAAGUGUGAUAACUUAGUUAUUGACUUAGGUUUAUUUCAUAAUACAUUAAGACCUGUCUUCAAAGACCAUUUAUUGGACUAUCUUUGGUGACAGGUGACUUCUAAACACAGGUUUAAUACAUUGCUGAUAUUGAUAAAAUCAUAAUGGAAAAAAACAAAAUAUGGUCUAUAAAAGGUCUCUGAUUAAAGGUGGCCUUUCAAUGCAAGUUUUACUGUAUAUCCAUUGAGAAACAUGUUUCUAACGCAGUGAGUAAGCUGCAGUCAUUAUGCAAAGCAUAUAAGGUGCUUAAUUAUUUUUUUUGUCAUGGUAAAUUCCUGACUUUUUUAUGUCGUAUUAUGAUAUAUAUAUAUAUAUAAUGUAACAUUAUAAUAUAUACAUGUAUAUAUAUAUAUAGUUAGUUUUUAUGUGAAUGCUUAUUUAUUAUUUCUUUAAAUUUUGAAAUGUGUAACUUGUUUGUAUAUGCCAUGGAAUUACUUCUCAAUCUGUGACUGGAACAUGCUGAUGUUUUUUUAUUUGUUGUUUUUUUUCUUUAUGUAAUGAUUGAGUAAUAUCUGUAACUUAUUCUUUAUUCUGUUAUAAGAGAAGAUGCUAUAAAAAGUCAAAUCCAAACUCAAAAAAAAUAAACGAAAAAAAUAUAUACAAGUCA
Molecule: messenger RNA, 7660 nt
Organism: Ruditapes philippinarum (Manila clam)
Lineage: Eukaryota; Metazoa; Mollusca; Bivalvia; Venerida; Veneridae
Product: titin homolog
Exons: 16
Coding region: 108-5585 (1825 amino acids)
Biological process (GO): intracellular signal transduction
Cellular component (GO): cytoplasm
Molecular function (GO): protein binding; guanyl-nucleotide exchange factor activity
Source: RefSeq, a predicted model, not a curated record